Molecule: messenger RNA, 1687 nt
Organism: Aspergillus homomorphus CBS 101889
Lineage: Eukaryota; Fungi; Ascomycota; Eurotiomycetes; Eurotiales; Aspergillaceae
Exons: 4
Coding region: 33-1595 (520 amino acids)
Source: RefSeq, a predicted model, not a curated record
CCAGCAUAUCGAUAAACGAACUAGUCAAUUCAAUGGAGCAAGCAUAUAUCAUCAUUAAUGAAUCCAAGGAACGCAAGAUCCCGAUCAGUCGGAAUAAGGUCCUGUCAGCCUUGACCAGUGAAGCAGGCGCUACAGCUCACGCCAACUGGGUGUCGGAGCAUGUCAUACCCGACUUGCUAUUAUCGCAGGAAGAGUUUACAUUGUACUCCGCCCUCGAGGACUCAGACGACUUGAGCAACCUCCUCAGCAGUCGAAUUACGCGCGCAACGCGACCGUUAUCUGACGAAGAACUUCGGCACUCAAUUAAUUUACUCAACGCUUCCACGGUCGCGAUACGACGACAAACUGCCAUAGUCUCUUCACAAUCACAAUUUAUAAGUAUACAACUCCAGCGGAAGGAAGAACGGGAGUUUGAGCUUGAGAGAGAUGCGGAUAGGUUACGUGCGCAAGUUCUAUCAGGGAGACAGACCGCUUCAGUCGCAUCUGAUGAGAUGUCUCGUGAAUUAGAACUCAACGUCAGAUUGGAGUUGGAGAAGGUAGCCACGGAAGGGAGAGGCUUACUCUCGUCUCUGACUACUCGAUUAAAAGCCGAUGAUGGACAACUCGCAUGCCUUGAGAGAUUUGGGCACGGCCUUCAGUACGCGGGGGAUGAUGCUUUUAUCUCCAAGCGGGCCAUAGAACUGGGUAUACAUCAUGCUCAGUAUGUCGCUGGAGAGAUACGGUAUCGGCUUGACCGCUUGUACUUGGAAAGUGUGCAGACGGAUCAUGCCACCAUACAAACGGGCGAAACACGAGCCGAGUCAGCAUUGGGUGCUCUGGAAGAAGAACUGGAGUCGUUGUAUCCCGAGAUCGAAAUUCUAGCAGAAAUGUCCACUAAAAAGCAACUCGUGGAGCCCAUACUGCAUGGGAUCCAGGAACAGCACGGGGCGCUCCGCACGGCCGCUCAUCAGAAACUGCACCAUCUUGGAGACAUAGUCUCGAAGAUGGCAUCGUCCACGAGAGAGAUCGCCAUGGGCUUACAGGAUCAGGAUUCGUCCUGUGGGGCACUGGAAGCCUUCACUGCUGCAUACAGAACUGAAACGAGUGAUCUGCUUUCGGCUUCGUCUGCUGAGAAGCGGAAAAUGGCGAGGAUUCAAGCCCCACAGGAAGCAUUUCUACACGCCCCUUCAGCAAGUUGUACUGCUCCGCUCUUCGGACUCCAAGCUUUCACAGGGCUUCAACGCAGAGUAGGCUUGAUCUUGGACAAUUUAUCAUCUAAAGGAAUAGGUGGGCCCUUGGAAUACUUGCAGGCAAGGAGAUGCAGUUUGGUAGAUUCUUUACACGGUUACAGCUUAGCUGCAGAUUCACCGUUAGACGCUGAUUUGUUCGCCACAGAUUGGGCAAUCCAAUCUCUUCUGCCUCGACUCCAGACCAAUUCAGAACCUAAGGCCUCAUUAACGAGUGUCAACAGCGAGAACAGGAUUGCUGAACUUGAGUCUGUAUUGCAAUAUAUUGAGGAAGAGCUAGAGAGACUGGAGCCUGGUGUGCUUUAUAGACCCGAUUCGUUUCCGGCAAGUUUCUUGAAGAGAUGGAACGGACAGACGUCGAAUUUCUAGGACUAGACCGAGUUCGUGGAAAGAUUAUAAAAAGUCCCGGACUUGUGCAUAUACAAAUUUGGUCUUCAUGAUCCACGAGUGACUGGAUUUCC